Chelonus insularis is the source of this 2141-nucleotide messenger RNA. RefSeq names its product Molybdenum cofactor synthesis 1 (gene Mocs1). The transcript is spliced from 7 exons. The coding region runs from base 413 to 2071 and encodes 552 amino acids. Lineage: Eukaryota; Metazoa; Arthropoda; Insecta; Hymenoptera; Braconidae. The record is from RefSeq and is a predicted model, not a curated record. Gene Ontology annotation, molecular function: GTP 3',8'-cyclase activity; 4 iron, 4 sulfur cluster binding; metal ion binding. Gene Ontology annotation, biological process: Mo-molybdopterin cofactor biosynthetic process.
AAAAAAAGAAGAAGAAAAAAAUAAAAUAUAUCUCUAGUUCUAUACGUAAAUAAAUAUCACUUAUCAUUUUUUAUAAGUAGAUAAAAUAUAAUAUGACGCAAUAAAAUUCAAUGACAUUCAUAAUUUUGUACUAUAUAUGUGUCUGAUUUAAAUGUAUGUAGCAUUGUUAAUGGAUUAAAUUCUUCGAUUACCAUCUUAUGAGAUUGCAAAAUGCCGAUUUCACUUCAUAUAAUUCCUUUCAAAUUAAAAGACGUUGUCGAGGAUAUCUGUGUAAUUAAUUGUUUCAAAUAAAAACAUCUUGAAUAUAAACAAGUAGUAGUUAUCUACCUUAUGUAAGCUUGAGAGUACUUUUUCAACUUUACAUCCAUCAUACAUAUUCAGAUGUUGUUCAGUCAUACAGAAAUAAAGAAAAAUGUUUUUGAGGCAACAAAAAUUACUGAUGAACUUUUUUAUAAAAAACUUAUCAACAGAAACUUUUACUCAACCAAAAAUAUCUCGAGUUGAGCAGUUUAAAAAAUUUCUACAUAAAAAUGAAGGAGCUGAAAUAUUAACAGACUCUUUUGGCCGUCAUCAUACAUAUCUUCGCAUUUCUUUAACAGAACGAUGCAAUCUUCGAUGUUUAUAUUGUAUGCCAGAAGAAGGUGUAAAACUCAGUAAAAAUGAUCAAAUUCUUACAACUGAUGAAAUUAUAAGACUCUCAACCCUUUUUGUUCGAAAUGGAGUAAAAAAAAUUCGAUUAACUGGUGGAGAGCCAACUGUUCGCAAAGAUAUUGUCAAUAUUAUUGAACAAUUAAAAAAUCUAAAAGGUCUAGAGAGUAUUGGUAUGACCACGAAUGGUUUAACAUUAACUCGUCAAUUACCAUCUCUUCAAAGAGCAGGUUUAGAUGCUUUAAAUAUAUCUUUAGAUAGUUUAAAAAAAGAUCGAUUUGAAAAAUUCACUCGAAGGCAAGGAUUUCAUAAAGUUUUAGCUGCCAUUGAUCUAGCGAUUCAACUUCAAUAUAAUCCAGUUAAAAUUAAUUGCGUAGUAAUGCGGGGAUAUAAUGACGAUGAAGUGAUAGAUUUUAUAGAAUUUACAAAAGAUAGACCAGUAGAUGUCAGAUUUAUUGAGUAUAUGCCAUUUUAUGGUAAUAAAUGGGAAGACAAUAAAAUGGUAUCAUUUAAAGAAAUGAUGAAGAUGAUUACAAAACGUUUCCCAAAUUUUCAAGAACUUAAAAAUCCACCUAAUUCAACAUCUAAGGCUUUCAGUGUACCUAAUUAUGUUGGCCAAGUGGGAUUUAUAACAUCAAUGAGUCAACACUUUUGUCAUUCAUGUAAUAGAUUACGUAUUACUGCCGAUGGAAAUAUAAAAGUUUGUUUAUUUGAGGGACAAAGUGAAAUUUCAUUAAGAGAUUUUAUGAGGAAUGGAGCUUCUGAUGAAGAUUUAAAAAAAAUAAUUAGUUUAGCAGUGUCUAAAAAGAAAAAACAGCAUGCUGGUAAUUUACCAAAAUUAUAUUUUAUUCUACGAGAUAAUAUUACUUUUGGACAAAAAAAAUCAUCAUUUCAUAAUAUAACAACUUUAUCAUCACUAAAUCAGUUCAUCAUUCGGCAAUACUCAUCAUUGUCACACAUUGAUAAUGCUGGAAAAGCAACUAUGGUUGAUAUGAGUUAUAAAAAAGAGAGUAAUCGUUGCGCUAAAGCCCGUGGAAUUAUCAGAAUUGGUUCAACAGCAAGUAAAUUAAUUGCCGAAAAUAAUAUGAAGAAAGGGGAUGUUUUAUCUGUUGCACAAAUCGCUGGAAUUAUGGCAGCUAAAAAAACAUCAGAAUUAAUCCCUUUGUGUCAUCCAUUAUCUAUUAAUCAUAUAAGUGUAACUUUAACACUUGUUGAAGAUAAAAAUAUUGUUGAAAUAAUUUCUGAAGUAAGAUGUUUUGGAAGAACUGGAGUAGAAAUGGAAGCUUUAACGGCAACAAGCGUUGCUGCACUCACUGUUUAUGAUAUGUGUAAGUCUGCAGCAUCAUUUAAUGAAUUAGAAAUUGAAAAAAUUGAACUCAUAUUUAAAACAGGGGGAAAAAGUGGUUAUUUAAUCAACGAAUGAAAAAAAUAGUCUCUCAAUUUGUUAUUCAAUUUUAAACAAAUUUUCUAAUAAAUUUCAUUAUUUGUUAAAA